This is a messenger RNA of Lineus longissimus, 2647 nucleotides long. Its product is annotated as DNA helicase MCM8-like. The coding region runs from base 30 to 2546 and encodes 838 amino acids. The transcript has 22 exons. NCBI's taxonomy places the organism in Eukaryota, Metazoa, Nemertea, Pilidiophora, Heteronemertea, Lineidae. Gene Ontology annotation, molecular function: ATP binding; single-stranded DNA binding; ATP hydrolysis activity. Gene Ontology annotation, cellular component: nucleus; MCM complex. The record is from RefSeq and is a predicted model, not a curated record.
AAAAUAAAACCACAAUCUAAGUCCAAGAGAUGAGUCAGCAGAGUGGGGGUGGGCAUGGUAAUUCGCAAUGGCGGGGCCGCGGCUUUGGAUGGAGAGGCCGUGGCAAAUACUUCAACACUUAUGGAAGAGGAAGGGGCCGAGGAGGACAACAAUCAAACAACCGAGAUAAAAGCCAGUCCAGAGCAUCCCAAUCAAGUCAAACCCAGCCAGACAGACCACGUUAUGUUCAGACCCAGCUUGACAAUCUUACUCCAUACAAAGGAUGGAAGAUAUACUUCCCAGAUGAUGUUUAUUCAGAGUUCUCACCUACCGUUCAGAAGAUACAACUGUUUGAAAAAUUCUUUGUUUCGUGGAAGCUGACCUAUAAAUUUGCUAAGUUGGAGGCUGAUGGAUUCUUUAUGAUUGACUUCAAGGAAUUGGAAGCCAAUGAAGUUGUAAAGGAAGGCUACCCAGUAUUUUUGGAGGAGCUGCGCAGUAACCCUGAAAUGGUCAUCAACACCCUUGGUUUAGCUAUGCACCAGAUCAUGUGUCAAGAACAGGACCAGGUAUCCAACAACAAUAAUACUCAGGGACCGUCAAUACCAUACAGUUUACCCAAGAUCCAUGCCAGAAUAAUCAACUAUGACGGGAUCAUUCAUCUCAAAAAUCUUAAGGCGAACUAUUAUGGGAAAUUUUUGUCUGUGAAAGGGACUGUGGUCCGGGUCGGUAACAUCAAACCUAUCUGUACGAGGAUGGCCUUUGAGUGUGGCACAUGCAGUGGAAUACAAGCUAUUAAUCUACCAGAUGGGAAAUACAUCCUACCAACAAAGUGUCCAGCACCUGACUGUAGAGGGAGGACCUUUUACCCGAAGAGGGAAUCCAGUUUGACGGAGACAGUAGAUUGGCAAAGUAUCAGGGUUCAGGAAAUAAUGACUGAUGAUCAUCGAGAAUCUGGUAGAAUUCCAAGGACUGUUGACUGUGAGCUAACAGCAGAUUUAGUUGACAGCUGUGUACCUGGCGACAUGGUGACCGUCUCCGGUGUUGUAAAAGUCACCAGCACCGACAGUGGUUACUCCAAGAACAAUAAAGACAAGUGCAUGUUCCUGCUUUACAUCCAUGCCAACUCCGUCAACAAUGCCAAGGGGAACAAAGUCACAGGGGACCAAGGGGCAGGGGUUGCCAUGGAGUUCUCGGUGAAGGAAUUGUAUGCUAUUGAAGAGAUCCAGGAAGAACAGAAUUUGUUCAGAUUGAUAGUUGGGAGCCUGUGUCCGUCCAUCUAUGGACAUGAGACGGUGAAAGCGGGUCUUGUCCUUGGUCUGUUUGGAGGUUCACAGAAGUACGGCAAUGACAAGAAUCACAUCCCUGUGCGAGGAGAUCCUCACAUUCUCGUGGUUGGAGAUCCCGGCUUAGGGAAGAGUCAGAUGUUGCAAGCUGUCGCUGGAGUAGCUCCAAGAAGUGUAUAUGUUUGUGGUAAUACUACGACUACUGCUGGACUUACAGUGACCUUGUCUAAGGAGGGUGGUUCUGGUGAUUAUGCCCUGGAGGCUGGUGCCCUUGUUCUUGCUGAUCAAGGAUGCUGCUGCAUUGAUGAGUUUGAUAAGAUGGGGAACCAGCAUCAGGCACUCUUAGAAGCUAUGGAACAGCAGAGUAUUAGCAUUGCCAAAGCUGGCAUUGUAUGUAGUCUUCCUGCAAGAGCAUCGAUCAUCGCAGCAGCUAACCCUGUGGGUGGACACUACAACAAGGCAAAAACUGUCUCGGAAAAUCUCAAGAUGGGCAGUGCACUUCUCUCCAGAUUUGAUCUUGUCUUCAUAAUGCUGGAUAGACCUGAUGAGGAAAUGGACAGUAUGCUCUCUGAACAUGUGAUGUCUCUUCAUGCUGGGCAAAAGAAAACUAAAGCUGCCAUAGGAACAAAAAGGAAAAGCAUGGAUGACAUGAUGGAUGAAAGCAGAAGACAGUGGGAGGCAGACAAACCAUUAUCGGAACGCCUCAAGACUCCAAGGGAUGAAUCAUUUGAUCCUCUCCCUGCACAACUGCUCAGAAAGUAUAUCGGUUAUGCAAGGAAGUACGUGCAUCCCUCAAUAGGUGCUGACGCUGCUGCGCUAUUACAGAAGUUCUAUCUCGACUUGCGAAAGAAUCAUCACAGUAAGGACAGCACUCCCAUCACCACACGACAGUUGGAGUCACUCAUCAGACUGACUGAGGCCCGAGCUAGAUUAGAAUUGCGAGAAGCAGCGACAGCCCAAGAUGCCCAAGAUGUAAUCGAUAUCAUGAAGGACAGCAUGAUGGAUACGUUUUCAAACGAGUUUGGAUUCCUCGACUUUCAGCGAUCUCAACAUGGCUCUGGCAUGAGCAGUAAAUCUCAGGCAAAGAAAUUUGUGUCCGUGCUGCAGAAAAUUGCUGAGCAGACUUACAACUCAUUAUUCGCUGUGCAGCAGAUGAGACAGAUAGCUCAGGAUGCUGGGAUUCAGGUCAAGGACUUCGAGGGAUUUGUUAGUUCACUCAACAACCAGGGAUUUUUGCUGCAGAAAGGCCCAAGGGUCUAUCAACUACAGACCACUGGAUUCUAAUGAUUGGGGCCAUGAGUUUACGGACAGAACUAGAAAGGGAAUUGACAUUCUCUCAUGAUAUGUGAUCGUGGACUGGACAAAGAGAACAUUUCAAUGAUGUU